AUGAAGGCGUUCAUACAAGUAUACCUUGCCGUGUACGCUACAUACGCUUAUGCAACACCUUUCAGCCAUAACGAGCGUGGCACACCACUGGACAUUGUACUCACUGCUUCUGGAAACACUGAAGUCAAAAUUACAAUCACCAACAAUGGCGAUAGAACUCUGAAUCUCCUCAAUAAAGGCACAUUUUUAGACGAGGAUACUUCUGUUGAAAAAGUAACUAUUUACUCACCCGGUGGUGCCAAUAAAUUACCUUUCGAAGGUAUCAAGUUGCAGCUUCUAACCUCCGGAUUGAAACCCAACAACUUUUUACGGCUCGCUACUGGCGAAACAAGAGAGCUCACUACCGAAAUGGCCGCAGUUCAUUCACUUGAAGCAGGUGGUGCCGUCGAAGUCUUUGCCGAAGGCCUUCUUCCGUUUGCCGAAGACGAUUCGACUGAGCUUGUGGGCGCAUUACCAUAUCAUUCCAACAAGCUUUCAAUGAAUAUCGAUGGUUCAAAGGCAGCGUCCGUUCCAAAGGCAAUUAUCAAGCGAACAGUCGUCGGAUCUAACUGCAGUGGAAGUAAAUUAAGUAGCAUUAGGACGGCACUCUCCAAUUGUCAGAAGCUUGCCUCAGCUGCCGCUUCAGCGGCUUCUGCGGGGACUAAGCUGGACACCUAUUUCAAGUCGACAUCUUCUAGCACCAAGAGUACCGUGAGCGCCCGGUUGCGGGCCGUUGCUGCUGAUUGUGGAGGAUCCGGAAGUGCCACUUCGACUAAUUGCAAUGAUCCUUAUUCAGCCUGCUCCUCGAACGUUCUCGCAUACACGGUACCGUCGCAAGAUUUUAUUACUUAUUGUCCUCUUUUCUUCAACGAGCUCCCAGAUCUGGCCUCUCAGUGCCAUGGCCAGGACAAGGCCACAACAGUCCUUCACGAGGAAACACAUGCGCCUGGCGUAUACAGUCCAGGAACCGACGACUUAGCAUAUGGCUUUGCAGCUGCCUCACGCCUUUCUGCAAGUCAGGCUUUGAAUAACGCUGACUCCUAUGCUCUUUACGCCAACGCAAUAAAUCUCAACUGUUAGCUCAAGAUAAUGUCACUCUAUGGACUUGCUUCCGCAUGGAAAUGGACCACCUGAUCUGCGCAUAAGUAGGAGCAUGACUGGUAGCUCUCGUG
Molecule: messenger RNA, 1151 nt
Organism: Aaosphaeria arxii CBS 175.79
Lineage: Eukaryota; Fungi; Ascomycota; Dothideomycetes; Pleosporales
Exons: 3
Coding region: 1-1059 (352 amino acids)
Biological process (GO): proteolysis
Molecular function (GO): metalloendopeptidase activity
Source: RefSeq, a predicted model, not a curated record